AUGGCACUACCUUCCCUGGUACUACCUCUCGUUUCGCUCGCCAUCGCUUUCAUCUUUGCGCUCCCCGUCGGCAUCGUCCAAGCCGUGACGAACCAACAACCAGGACUGAAUGUAAUCACAGAGUACGUGAUCGGAUAUCUAAUGCCUGGUCACCCGAUCGCCAAUGUGACCUUCAAGGCCUAUGGAUAUAUCACCAAUGUCCAAGCGCUCCAGUUUACACAGGAUCUGAAGUUGGGUCAUUACAUGAAGAUCCCGCCGAGGAUCAUGUUUUGGGUGCAAGUAGUUUCGAGUGUGAUCGCGGGGAUCAUUAACCUGGCGACGACGGAUUGGUUGUUAAAGGUUCAGCCGAAUAUCUGCACCAAGGCUGGAUACCCCUGGACCUGCCGUAACACCAACACAUUCUACUCGGCGUCGGUGAUCUGGGGAGUGAUCGGACCUGGAAGGAUGUUUGGCCUAGGGACCCAGUACUCGAUCAUUCAAUGGGGCUUUGUCAUCGGCGCAUUCCUUCCUCUCCCAGCCUGGUGGCUAUGUCAUCGAUACCCGCGAGUCAAAUGGCUCAAAAAGAUCCACUUCCCCGGCCUGCUCGCUGCCACAAGUAACAUGCCUCCAGCACAGGCGUACUUUUAUCCUAACGGCAUCUUUCUGGGAUUCAUCUUUAUGUGGUACAUUCGGCGAUACCAUAACGGGUGGUGGAAGCGGUAUAAUUAUGUCACCUCUGCCGCCAUGGACACCGGCGUGGCACUUAGCGGCCUCCUUUGCUACUUUAUGCUCCAGGUAAUAGAGAUCUAG
This is a messenger RNA of Linnemannia hyalina, 789 nucleotides long. The record is from the annotation of a GenBank genome assembly. NCBI's taxonomy places the organism in Eukaryota, Fungi, Mortierellomycota, Mortierellomycetes, Mortierellales, Mortierellaceae.